Molecule: messenger RNA, 1302 nt
Organism: Triticum turgidum subsp. durum (durum wheat)
Lineage: Eukaryota; Viridiplantae; Streptophyta; Magnoliopsida; Poales; Poaceae
Source: the annotation of a GenBank genome assembly
AUGGGGAUCCCGAGCCCGAGCGACGAGGUGGUCCAAAUCGUGCACGGGGACGGCGCGGGGGACCCCACCGUGGUCACCGUGAGCUGCCCCGACAAGACGGGCCUGGGCUGCGACCUCUGCCGCCUCGUCCUCCUCUUCGGCCUCAACGUCCACAAGGGCGACAUGAGCACCGACGGCCGCUGGUGCUACAUCGUGCUCUGGGUCGCCGCGCGCCGAGGCCGGGCCGUCGCCUGGGACGUCCUCAAGGACCGCCUCAUCGACCUCUGCCCCGUCCCGGCGCCCUUCGGCGUCGACAGCGCCUACCUCGCCGCCGCCGGCCUCCAGGACCCCGACGCCGAGCCCCAGGUGUUCCUGCUCAAGUUCUGCUGCUACGACCGGAUGGGCCUCCUCCACGACGUGACGUGCGUGCUCUCCGAGAUGGAACUCACAAUUAGGAGGGUCAAGGUCUCCACCACGCCAGAUGGGAGAGUGAUGGACCUUUUCUUCAUCACUGAUGCUAGUUUACUAGGUAAUCUUCAGCUCUCUAGUUUAUGUUUACUAAGGGAACUUCUACACACAAAGAGCAGGAGGGAAGAGGCCUAUGAAAAGCUCCAGAGUGUCUUAGGCGACUCCGUGACGAGUUGCGAAAUAGAAUCCGCGACGGAGGACAUGUCUUGUUGCCUCCAAGCUUCAGCAUUGUUGUCGCCUGUUGUCCUGGAGCAGAUGUUCAGCGAGGUAGAUGCCAUAGAGGAGCAAUCGAGGUCCAGCGGUAGCCUGUCGGUCACUAUGGACAACUCCCUCAGCCCCGUGCACACCCUGAUUCAGAUACAGUGCGGCGACCACAAGGGCCUCCUGUACGACAUCAUGAGAACAGUCAAGGACUGCAACAUCCAGAUUUCGUAUGGCCGGUUCUACGCGGGCCAGAAGGGCCGGUGCGAGGUGGAUCUGUUCGCGGUGCAGUCGGAUGGGAACAAGAUACUUGACCAGCAGAAACAGAGAAGCAUGUGCUCCCGCCUGAGGAUGGAGCUGCUGCGGCCGCUCCGCGUGGCGUUGGUGAACCGGGGCCCCGACUCGGAGCUGCUGGUGGCGAACCCGGUGGAGGUGUCCGGGAAGGGCAGACCGCUGGUGUUGUAUGACAUCACGCUCGCGCUUAAGAACCUCCAUAGACGAGUCUUCUUGGCUGAGAUCGGAAGGCAUGUGGUGGACGAUCGGGAAUGGGAAGUGUACAGGGUGCACCUGGGGGAGGACGAACACGAGCUCUCGUGCUCGGUGCGGAGCAAGAUCGUCGACAGCGUCACCAACAUGCUCAUGGGCUGGGACUGA